Messenger RNA from Teleopsis dalmanni, 3455 nucleotides. RefSeq names its product serine/arginine repetitive matrix protein 1-like. The record is from RefSeq and is a predicted model, not a curated record. The transcript has a single exon. Bases 8 to 3418 code for a protein of 1136 amino acids. Lineage: Eukaryota; Metazoa; Arthropoda; Insecta; Diptera; Diopsidae.
AAAAGAUAUGGAUAAUGACAAUGAGAUUAAUGGAGAGGAAAGUAAAAAAAAUCAGAUGUCACCUAGUUCCACAGAAUCAGAAAUAAAAUUACCAGGUAAUGAUAUGGUUGUUUCGAAUCGUAAAGGUGUUUUAGAUUUAUACGAUGACAGUGAUUGGGAAGAGCUUGAUAUAGAUAAACCUAAAGAAUAUAUGAAACAAACUGACAGUAAGGAACCUAAGAAAGCAACAGAAGAGCAACAGGCUGAAAAUGAAAAAGCUGAUGAAGCAGACGAUACUACAAUUGCACCGGAUCGUUCUUAUACUCCAUGUUUAGAUGAAAAUAACGAACCAGAGGAAAACGCAAAUACAAGUCCUUUAAAAGAGAUUACUACUAAAGAAGCUACUCCAAAACCUGAAGAGAAAGAAAUUAAUGGUGAUAAUACACCAACUGCAAACAAUUUAGUUGAAAUAGAAACAGAAUUAAUUUCCGAGGAGGAGGAAAAUGUUCGUAGCAAAAAUAAACGUCGUAGUGAUAAACAUGACACCAAUAAAGAAACAUUUAAAAAAGUUAGUAACAAACAAAAGAUAAGGAAUUAUCGCAGUGAAAAACAAUUUAAUAAACGUAAUGAUAAACGACGGUAUUCUCGGUCCACAUCUAAAUCGAGGUCUAGAUCCAGGUCAAAAUCAUUCUCACGGUCAAAAUCACCCCGCGGUCGUGGGCGUAAAAGAACACGUUCACCUUUUUAUAAUAGAUCAAAUAAAGAAAAUCAUAAUUAUCGUCACAAUAAUAGAGAUUGGGAUGAUUCAGGUAGAAAUAAUAUGGGGAAAUUGCAUAGACAGCGACCAAAGCGCCGUGAAAUGCCGCGGUAUGAUGUGCGUAAUAUAAUUGGUACACAAAGAACAGUAAAGGACCGUUAUGGUCGUGAUACUUCUAGACAAUUACGUAAUAGUAGAUCAGCAAGUCGCGAGCGCAGAUUGCAUUCAUUUUCACGAUCACGUACUUCUUCAUUAUCGCCACGAAGAAACAGACGUAGCAGUUUUAGCAUGUCUCCUACACCACCAGGUGUUCAUCGUAUAUCCAUAUCGCCCCGUCGUUUCGCUUCUCCCCCACGUCACUAUCAUUCACCAAGAAGAUUUACGCCACCACGUCAGCGCGCGCGCAGUACAUCACGUUUACGAUCUCGUUCUAUUUCACCAUUACCACGUAUGAACAAUCGCAAAGUUAUUAGACACAUGCGAAAUGUUUCGCCCAAUAUACGAUCAAGAUCCCGUGCACGUUCUUUUUCACCAUCUCCAAGAUAUACGCCGCGUUUAAGUCGAAGCCGUUCAAAAAGUCCAUUUAAUGCAGUUAAAAGCAAAAAGAAAAAAACAAAAGAUCGUAAAAAGAAAAAAAAUAAAAAAAGAGCUUUAAGCUUGAGUCCAGAAACCAAUCGACGGAUCUCACGGCAACAAGAUCCAUUUAUUGAAAAUGCACCUCCAAAAAAGAAACGUCAUGUUGUAUCGAAAAAUAAAUCACCAGUUGAUGAACAAACAUGGUCUCCGUCACCCAGUCCACCGCCACCUUUAUUAAAUUAUGAACGUGAACGUGAAAAUAAUAUAUCCUGGACGCCGCCUAUUACAACAAAUCGAAUUUCACAAAUUUCACGUGACGAUUAUGCACCUGUUCUUCGUAGAAGUAGUUCUAUACUCAGCAAAAAGGAGAAACGAAAGCGCACUAAAAAAAAGAAAAAAACAGAGAAACGUAAAGACACGACGAGAAAAGACAAACGACGUCAACGACGUACAAAAACUCCAGAGCCUGCACCCUCAAAAGAAGUUUUUGCUUCUGGAAAUAAUAUACUUGUCAGCGUGAGCUUUAAUAAAGAAACUACAAACCAACAACCACAACAAACCACUGUUGUUACAUUGCCUCCUACUCGUGAGGACCUAUUAACAUCGCGACGUAUAUCCAUAGAUCAUGCAGCUAAUGCAAAUGCUGCAAAGAAAAGAAAAGAAAAACCUCAUAAACGUAAAAAAAUUGAUGCUAAGCCAAUUGCUAUAAUUGAUUUGGAUCGUUCACCAUUCCAAAUACAUCAAGAGCCCACAGAUGUUAUAAUAUUAACUGACAGCGAAGAUGGACGUGAAAAUGAACGAGAACAACGUCGCGAACGUCGUCAAAGUAUACAAUCUGUAAAUGACAACAUAGAGCAUCGUCAACAACUGACCACUAGUGCACGUGUUAGUGUUCAGCAUGAACAGACACCACCACUAGAACGUUUGGAAACUAUUAUGGAAGAAUCAUACGAAUUACAACAAACUGGACCUAAAACACCACCUGAACCUCCAAUAGUAAAAUUCAAUAUAAAUAGCAAAAAACAAAAUAAAAUACGGAUUAAUCCUUUACACGAUGAACAGGAAAUGCAAUCGGAAACAGAAUCACAAGAAAGACCUGAACAAGAUGAGCAUCGACAGGACGUGGAAACUAUACAUACACACAAUAAUCAAAAAAUUGGACCAAAUACUCCGCCUGAUUCUGGUCCUUGUUCGCCGGAUGCCUAUGAUCCAUUUGAACCGACUAAAUCACCAUCGAUGUCGCCACGUUCUCCGUCACCAGCACCAAUCGAUACUUCACAAAACUCUAUUAGUGAGUGCGGUGCAGAUGGUAUCUCACAAAAACAUGUUGAAGAGCAAAGACAUUCCGGCGAACGAAAUGCGCAACAAAUUUCUGGAGGUACCAGUAGCGGUAUAACUACACAGAGUACGACCAUGAAUCCUGUUGAAUUAGUAAUGGCUUUAAUGAACACAAAAGUCAAUAAUAGUCAAGAUUUAGCAAAUAAGUCGAAUGAAUCGCAAUAUACCACUUCAACACAUAUGCUAAGUAGUGGCGUACAUGGAAGUACUCAUGAUGAUAACAUGGGUGGAAUGCGUGAAAAAUCUGAUGAUAACAUUACAGUAAUAUCGAAUGUAUUAAUUUCAACUUGUGUAUCCCAACAAUCACAGCACAUACCUAGUAUAUCUAGUCCAACACCUCCAGUCAAUAAAACUUCACAAGUUUUAAAAUUACCUUUACCAAAAGUAGGUGGCAGUGUAGGCAGUAGCAGUGGAGUAGGACUGCCUGCAAUAAAUAACAAUGUGCGCAACGGCACAGCUGAUGACAUAUUUAAUAUAAAUGACACUGAAAGUCCAUAUUCACCCGGAUCUGCUGAUUAUGAAGAUCUAUUUGAACCGCCACCAGACACAAACAGCAAACGACGAACAAAACGCGCCGGUAAAGGCGAUGUAUUUGAUAAUCUAUUUGGUAGCUCUUCUCCAGUGAAUGCUUUACGUCUACCCACUUACACACCAUCGCGAAAACAAAAGCAAAAUGCAUAUGGCGUUGCAAAUAAAAAUAAAUCAAAAGGUGGGUUUGAAGAAGUCAACGGAAGAAUUUAUUUGAUUUUUCGAAUAAAAAUAUGGUAAAAUGGGUGUGAUGUGAAGUGGUGUGUUUGUAUGUAUG